Messenger RNA from Corticium candelabrum, 2152 nucleotides. RefSeq lists its product as uncharacterized. Lineage: Eukaryota; Metazoa; Porifera; Homoscleromorpha; Homosclerophorida; Plakinidae. The coding region runs from base 555 to 1940 and encodes 461 amino acids. The transcript has a single exon. Gene Ontology annotation, cellular component: nucleus. The record is from RefSeq and is a predicted model, not a curated record. Gene Ontology annotation, molecular function: DNA binding.
ACCGCUCAGCGUUGUUGAUGAGAAAACCGUACGCCUUUCCCAUUACAGCACGUAAGUAGACGACCCUUCGUGGUUUUAGCAGGCAGUGACAUAACCACUAAGUCCUUGCCGUUGUGUCUCAAACGGCUUGUUUGUUGUGAGAACGACCUAGGUAGCGGAACUUGCGGUCCAAAAACUUUCUUGUUAGAGACAAUCCAAAAGACUAAAUGCUAUUUUGUGCAACCCACUCUACCACUAAAUACGUUGAUGCAGACAAAACGCACCGUUGCCCUUCCUUUAGAGUCCAAAAUUCGAUCACAUUGUCACAGUCGUAGACUUACUUCGCUUGCGUUCUGAUCUGCUUUAUUCGUUUACUUUGCAAUAAUGGUACGACAUUAUCAACCUAAAGGAAUUAAGAACAAGUUCUCUGACGAAGCCCUGAGAAAGGCACUCCCUACUCAACCCUUCGCGAUCAUCACAAGGGAGUCAGUAAAACGCGAUACGGUGGACGGCCAACAGUCUUGACUUACCAGGAAGAGAGAGAAAUAGUGCAAUGUUGCAUUGUGCUGCAAGAGAUGGGGUUUCCCCUUGAUAGAUCAAGUCUCAGCAACGUCAUCUCAGAUUACCUUAGAGCAAAUGCUAGAGAAAAUCCUUUUCCUGAUGAUUUACCUGGUCCUGACUGGUUUGUUGGCUUCUUUAAGCGAUGGAAGAGUGCACUGAGUCAAAGGAAACCACAACAUCUGUCAAAGAAACGUGCUAAGGCAUUGACCAAAGAGAGAAUUGAGGGUUGGAUGGAAUUUGUUGAGAAGAUCUACAGGAAGGCUGGGUUGUUUAAACUGAGUAAGAAAGAGCUGUCCAAAAGAAUUUGGAACUGCGAUGAAACCGCUUUUGCUACAGCCUCCUCAUCUAGAAUGGUCCUAGCUAGGAGAGGAACUAAGUCUGUAUAUGAGACCAUGGCAGGGAGUGGACGUGAAUACAUUACUGUCCAUUGGGGUGGAAAUGCCAAUGGAGACAAAAUCCCUCCCUAUAUUCUAUAUAAAGCUCAGCACUUGUAUCAUACCUGGACCCUUAGUGGCCCUACUGAAGCAAUGUAUGGAGUAUCAGCCAGCGGGUGGAUGGAAAAACAAAACUUUUACAGCUGGUUUGUAAAAGGCUUCAUACCAGUGCUCAAGAAGAUGAAACUGAUUGCAGAAAAUGAAGAGCCAUCUACUACACUGACGACAACAGAACCAAGUCUUGUCAGUGACCGUAGUGAUGACUCAGACUUCACAGAUGAUACUAGCCCCAGCGUGAUCUUGUUUUUCGAUGGACACUAUUCACACAUCAACUUGGAUGUCAUCAAUGUGGCAAGAAAAUACAACAUCAUUCUCGUAACCCUGCCUCCAAAUACCACGCACGCAUUACAACCUCUGGAUGUAGGCGUGUUUGCUCCCAUGAAGAAAAAUUGGCAGAAAAUUCUGACCGACUAUAAACGAAGAACAAGGGGACAAGGUGUCUGUAAAACAAUUUUUCCCAAAUUACUAAAACAGCUGACAGACACAUCCAUGAAACCACACCAAUUUCAAGGUGCAUUUCGAGGAGCUGGUUUAUAUCCAAAGCCAUCAGCUGCAGCCAUUCCUCAAGCAAAAAUUAGUCCAGCAGAUGCCGUUACUACACGAACACCAUGCAAGAGCCCUCGUUCUCCGACAGCAGCUACCACUCCUGCAAUCAAACUUCAGCUUAGACACCACUUCUCCAAGUUGUUCCAGAAAACAAGAACGCCUAUUCCACCACCACGGCCAAAGCCAUCUGCUCGUGUAGACUUGGCAUACUAUGGAGAAGUCAUAACAAGUCAUGAGGCGUACUCUAGAAUAAAAGCACAAGAUGAAAGAAAACAGCAAAGACUGGCAAAAGCAAAAAAAAGGAAAGCAACCUGCACGCCAAGGCAAACGAAAAACUGCAGUAACAGAAGAAAGAGAUGAAAACAAGUGCCAGGGAUGCGGAGGAUUGUUCGACAACGACAGCAAUGAGAGGCAAGAAGAUUGGGUGGGUUGUGAACACUGUUGGCGGUGGUAUCACUACGAUUGUGCUGGGCUUUCAGAGCUUCCAGAAGACGAGGACCCUUGGACAUGCUCCAAAUGCAGCUAAAUGUACAUAUAUCAGAAUCAAUCAGAGUAAGGCUAGCGCGAGUAGA